Messenger RNA from Cladocopium goreaui, 6147 nucleotides. Lineage: Eukaryota; Dinophyceae; Suessiales; Symbiodiniaceae. The record is from the annotation of a GenBank genome assembly.
AUGCCCGGCAAAGGCAAUGGUGGUGGAAGCGAUGCUGCAACUGCAGCAAAUGGAGGAGCAGCAGGUAAUGGAUCCCAAGGAUUCCCUGGCGGCGGUGGACGUGGACUAGAUUCAGGUUUGGCAAAAUCAGCCCCUUCAGCAGAGGGACUCAACCAGAAGAGCUACAGAAGUUACAGGCGAAGACUCAAACUUUUUGCCAAACAAUGUGCACGUCGCAACAGGGACACUUCCAUAGAGGGAGCCUAUCUUGCAAUCAGUCUUCUACAAGAUUCGGCAUGGGAGGCUACGGAACAACUGGACCUUGACGAGGUUGAACUCGCAGAAGAGCCUUUCAGCCCGAUUUGGGAACUUUUGGACAAGCUCUACCAGUACGAGGACCUCAUCGAAGUCCCUAGCCGGUGCGAAGAGUUUUUCCAGGAGUUCAUGCGGAUGAAGAACGAAGAUCUACAGGCCUACAUCUUGCGGCAUGGCACUAUGAUGAAGAAGAUGAAGGAGGUUCACAUCGAGAUCCCCAAGCUCUUGGCUGGUUGGCAUUUGCUGACCCGUGCUGGUGUGCCCAAAUGGACGCACGUACAGGUGAAGUCAAUGUGCGGUGGCGACAUGGAGUAUGACAAGGUCAGCCAAGCUUUGAUGCGGAUGUUUGGAGGAGAUCAUCGACCCAAUCCAAAAGACCUUGGCAAGCUUCACAAGGACGACGUCUUCUACGAGGACAUUGAUGAGGAGGUCUUCUAUGAGGAGGACGAUGAUGAGUACUAUGAUGGCUUUGACGAGGACUUCGACUACAACAACGACGAGGUCUACUACGAGGACGAGAUCCCUGAGGAUGUGGAGAACGCAGCAGACCAGGUCGAAGAUGCCUACGUCAGCUAUGUGGAAAGUCGUCGUCGUAUGCGAGAACUGGCUUUGUCAAGAGGCUUCUAUCCCAUCGUUGCAUUGGGACCUGAGGUGCAGUCAGAGAAGGGCAAGGGCUAUGCACGAGGUGGAAAAGGCAAAGGCAAAGCAAAAGGCGGAAAAGGAAAGGGCAAGAGCAAGGGAUACAACAACAAUGGCAAUGGCUUCAAGAAGACUCCAUGGUCGAGACGGCCGGCAAGUGGUCUGAGGAGAUUUACACCGAGUUCUACACCGAGCACUUCAAGCGGCGCGAACUCUGAUCUGAGAUCAACUUUGUCUGGAUCAACAUCGCAGCAUGGACCUCGAUUCAAACGCUAUCGAGUACAAGGAGCUGGAGUCAAAGAGGUCUCAGAGGACCAGGUCACUAUGGUUGAGGACAUCACGGAGGACAAGAUCUACCAGAUCAAUGCAGCUGAGGAAUGCCUGUUCUCCAACAUGGUGACGGGCAUGGCAAUCGUUGAUUCUGGCGCUUCAAGAACGAUAGUUGGUGAAGAUGUCUGGAAGCAAUGGCUCGAGCACAUGCGCGAGCGCGAUGUCAAGGAGAUCCACUACAACAAUGAGGUCAGAGACUUUCGCUUUGGAGACGGCAAUGUGGUCAGAUCCAACUAUGAGGUGACCUUCCCAGCGUAUGUCAAGGGCCAGAAGUUGAACCUCGCUGCAGCAGUUGUUCCUGGCGGAACACCUUUUCUUGUGGCGCGACCUACGCUUGAAGAGUGGAAGGUGAAGCAGGACUACGAGAACGCCAGAUUGAAGGUGAUGAAUUCUGAUUGGUUCGAGCCCGAGCGCGACAAGAAGAAGCACUACAUUCUCAACUUGAUGGACUAUGAGGACAUCAAAGAGGAAGUCAACCACCAGCUGGAGGAGAACGACAAGAUCGGACUUUUGACAGAAGAAUGCGAGAUUGUCUUCAAGGACGCUCUGGAGAAUGACAUGGACGCGAUCAUGGUGGCUGAAGAUGUGCACGACAGUUGGACCAUUGAACCCAACAUCGACAAGGAAGGCAUGGUGGAAACAUCACCCAACUGCGCGGUCGACGUGGAUGUGAACGAUGCCCUGGAAUUGAGUGAGGUGGCGGUUGGCAAAAGCUUUGCUAGCCGCGGGCUCCUCUUCUGGGAGGUCUACGUCGACCGCGGAAACAUCUCUCAACACAUGGUCAACCACUAUCCCGACGUGGAGGUGGCAAAUUUUUCUUUGCCAGACUGGGACUUCAAGAAGGCGGAGAUCAGGAAGAGAUUUCUGGAGCUCAUGGACAUGGAGAAACCGCACUUCAUAUGGCUUGCGCCUCCAUGCACUUUGUGGUCACCCAUGCAGAACUUGAAUGCCAUCACCGAGGCUGACAAACAACGACUUCAAGAACUACGAGAUGAGGAAGAGUCAGCUCACUUACAACUUUGCAAAGAUGUUCACGACAAGUCCUACGACAUCUAUGCAGGCGAUGGCAUCGAGAACCCAGACAGAGCAAGGUCUUGGUUCACUCCAACUUGGCAGUCCAUGGAAGAAUACUAUGAUGUGGUGUGUGACCGCUGUCGCACAGGCCUUGCAUACUACAAGAACGGCAUCUUCCAAGGGCUUGUCAAGAAGAGCACAAGAAUCAGGACAAACAGUCCAGAACUUGCAGAAGCUUUGGACCUCAAAUGCCGAUGUCCACAAGGCGAACAUGUCCAGAUGAUUGGCAAAAGCGCGGCACUGAAGGAGAUGCAAAAGUAUGAGCCAAAUUUUGUCCAGCGCGCUGCAAAAGCAAUCUACAACAACAUGGAGAACAAUUGGCGUUUGAGGCAGAUCGCUCAAGUGAUGGUCACUGAGGAACUCAACGACGAGGAGGCUGAGAAAGAGAGAAAAGCAGCUCAACAACAACACAGAUUGACGGAGCAUGAUCGUCAACUGGCCAAAGAGUUUGGCCCAGCUUCUCUCAACGUGGUCAAGAAGUUGCAUAGACAGCUUGGUCAUCCUGGCAAUGACAGACUGGUCAAGGCCCUCAAGGAUGCGAAUUUUGAUGACACAAUCAUCAAAUGCGGACGUCAAUUUCGAUGUGACAUCUGCGAGUCUUUUGCCCCAAAGAAGCUGGAUAGACCAGCAUCUCUGCCACAGACCACACACUUCAACGACAUGCUGGAGAUGGACGUUUUUCACAUCAAAUGGCAUGGACAGAAACACAGGAUCCUUGCAGUUUUGGAUCUGCAUACAAGGUAUGAAAUGAACGAGGUGGUCAACAGUGAAAGUUUUGAUGAGGAAACAGCAGCUUUGGAGCGAUGGAUGUCUUGGGCAGGAGUUCCAAGAAGGAUCAAAACUGACUCUUCAGGCGCACACAUGGGAGAAGAGAUGCAGAGCUGGUGUGAUGAAUAUGGAAUCAAACUCAUCCUUGUGCCAAAGGAUGCUCACAACAGGAUGGGCACCAUCGAGCGUCUUCAUGCAGUGCGACGCCGACAACUCAUGAAAAUGAUGAAAGAAAACACCAGCUUAGACAUCCGCAAGGCAGUCAUCAUUGCCUGCUCUCAGCGCAACCGGCUGAGAUCAAUACAUGGAAUUUCUCCAGCAGCCAUGGUUUUGGGAUACACUCCUGAAGAUGAUGGAAUCUGCGAUGAGCCAACCAGGCUUCGCGUUGAUGGACGUCAAGCCUACAUGGAAGACCAGGCCAUUCGAGCUCUGGCAACCAAAGCCUUCUAUGAGGCCAACACUGAUGCGACACUCAGACAGGCCAUGCUCGCCAAGACCAGAACUGAUGAUGAACCUCUGCAAGUUGGCGACUAUGGCUACUACUGGCGAAUGAUGAUGGACAAAGAGGCAUCUAGGUGGCGUGGCCCAGCUUUGGUUUGUGCCGUCGAAAGUCGACCUGAUGGAAGACCUGAUGUAUACUGGAUGGCACAUGGCUCAUCACUGGUUCGUGUAGCACAAGUCAUGGCAAGACGUGAAGUUCCAGCAGAAAGAACAGCAAGGUUAGAGCAAUUGCCCGACACUGCAGCCCAAGAACCUGCUCAACAACGAGUUCUGCGAGCACUUCGGCCAGUGCGAGGCCCAAUUCGCUUUCUUGACCUUGCCCCCGAUGGACCUUCCGUUGACACAGAAGCAAAAGCAGCGCAGCGCACAGCAACAGCAAUCGAGCUCAAGAAUGAGGACGCAGACAGCAAAAGAAGCAUCAAAGAGGAGACAGAGGUCAAAGAGGAGAUCAAAAUGGUCAAACGUGACAGUGCAGCAGCAGAGCUUGAAACAAACAAUGACAUGGACGUAGAACAACAACCUGCAGCAGAAGUGAAAGCAGAAAAGCGAGAGAGAUCAAGAAGUCCACCAAAGGAGGACGAAGUACGUCUGAAAAUGUCUCAGGUUUCUUUCGAUGCAGCACGACGUUUGGAAGGUUUACCUCCGAGAGCAGCUACCAGACAGGAGCUCAACAGCAACUGGCAUGGUCCAGUUGACAACAUCGAUGUGGAUGACGAGCUGCUUGCGGAGGAGUUCAAUGAGAAGAGAUUGAGCUUGGAAGAGAGAGCUCAGUUUGACGAAGCCAAAGACCAGGCACUCAGAGUCUGGAUUGAAAAUGAUGCUUGGAGACCAGUGAACAUGGAGGAGGCUGACCCUGAGGAGACAGUCCCAGCACGCUUUCUUCAAAGAUGGAAGCCAAAACCUGCAGUUCAGGCGAAUGUCCGCCUUCAUGCGUAUGACAUGGCCCUUGAAGAGAUCUUUUUGUUUGAAGAGAACUACGCCCGGCCGAGCCAUGGCGUGCCGAUUCCUGAUGAAGGUCUAUGGCGUACAACGUAUGACGAGGUUCUGAAUGAGCCUGAUCAGGAAAUGUGGCGCAAACUGUCUUCCGGCAUUUUGGCGGGAAAGUUUGGUCAUCGAGCACGAGACUGGUGGUAUGCAAACACUGCUAGCGAUGUGCGUGCUGAGCGUUUUCUUCAAAGAGAUCACAGUGGACAACCAGUGAGCGAAUCCAAAAUGAAGACAUGGCAUCGUCUUUGCAAUUUCAGUGAUGGAAAGUUUCUGCGAGGCUUUCUGACUGGUUUUGCUGAGCAUUUACGUGAAACACAGGAAGAUCAACAAAGAGAAGUGGCAGAGCAAAUCAUGCAGGGCAAGCUGCGUGACAAGAUCAUUCAAACGCGCCUUGAGUCAGCACAGGCACGACACACGUGCGACGAGGAAAACAACUUUGAGGCCGAAGUCGUUGGAAUACGCCUGCAGCCAGGCGAGGUCGCUGCCUCCACCAAGCCUGGCGACCACGUGUCGCCAUGCCCGAAAUGGGCGGAGGCGCCCUGCCUUUCGAAGAGACAUUCUGCAGUGGAGGUGCCAAAACAUUGGCGCGUGGCCGCGCUGAGCAGCUGGGAGCGGGGACUUCUGGCUAGGAGCCUCCAAGAUCGGAUCCUCAAUAGCAACUGUCGCAUUUGCGGCAGAAAAGGGCACUGGAGGGCAGAAUGUCCUUACAAGGGAACCAGCCAGGGGUCAACAGCAGGAUCUACGACCUCUGGAGCAGGGCCUACUACGACCGUGAUCACUGAGGACAUCAUUGAGGGGCCCGAUGUGUUGCCCAUGGAGUUCAUGAACCUGCCGGUGCACGGCACGUUGGACGAGGAGGACAAACCUGAACACAGUAAGCCCAAUGCCAUCCAAGAAGAGAACCAGAUUUGCUUUGCAACGUCUAAGACGCUGCACAGCCCUUUGCUGGAGAAUCCCAUAAGAUCAAUCAUGUCGCUUCAGCAGCGCCUUCAAGCCAUGCAGAUGAAGGAGACGGUGCAGACCAACGAUCUGGACCACAUGACCCGAGAGCAACUAGCCAAAGAGGUCAUCGACUUCGGAGGCAAGCACAGGGGCAAGAGCUACCACGAUGUGUGGGUGGAAGAUCAAGAAUGGGUGCUGUUCAUGGUGAGCCGCUAUCCCGAGAGCCUGAAACCCAGUCACCGAGAAUUCCUUCGCUAUGUCGACCUCCAGCUGUCGGAACACGAGAAGCACCAGCUUCCCGUCCCAGUGAUGAAGAAGGCAGUGACACCAGUGGCCAUCAACAACCCCAAGAAUGCUCUCAAGGCAAAAGCCAAAGCCUCAUCGGCCUACAGCACCCAGGUCCACGACGCCUUAGUACCUACAGUGGAUUCCGAGGAAGAAUGGCUCAGUGGAGAGAUGUGCGAGUCACAACCUCAGACUAUGACCUCCGACCCAAUGGUCAACGAGAACGUGAUGGCUCUGCAAGAUCGCAUGCAGAACAUGGAACAAGCUCUGGGCCGUGUCAUCCAGUUCAUCAAGGAGAAGAGCCUGCCGCAGAACCACGAUCAGUGA